AUGGGUGGAGUGAUGGAGAGGAUGAACAGAAUGAAGGAUCCGAUAUGCAUUAUAUUUGUGCAACUCUUUGCAAUGGGGAUGCUCUUGCUCUCCAAAAUUUCACUAAAUCAAGGAAUGUUCGUAUUCACGCUUCUUGCUUACCGAAACUUUGUCGGUUUUAUCUUCCUCAUUCCUUUUAGUCUCUACUUUGAAAGAGACUUGAGAAACAAACUCAGUUGGAAAGCAAUUUUCUGGAUUUUCAUCACUGCAUUACUAUGGAUCCCAGUGGCAUUAGGGCUAUAUUAUUAUGGUUUAAGGGAUACAACAGCUACAUAUUCCUCAAAUUUUCUCAAUUUAAUUCCUAUUGGUACAUUUAUUUUUGCUGUGAUUUUCAGAUUAGAGAAGCUUGAGCUAAGAAAAACAAGUGGAAAGGUAAAACUUGGUGGCACAUUAUUAUGUGUGGCAGGAGCAAUGGUGCUUAGUCUUUACAAAGGUAAAACUUUCCAUAUUUGGUCUUCUCACAAAAACCAUGUCAACACUACCGUGCUAGUCAAGAAGAAGCACAAUUGGACAAGAGGAACUUUAUUUUUGAUUGCAAGUUGUUUGGGUUAUUCUUUUUGGUUCCUAGCCCAGGCUAAAUUGUCUACAGUUUUCCAAGCCAAGUAUUCAGCUACUAUGUUGGUGGGAUUGUUUGGAGGUUUACAAUCUCUAAUUGUAGGGAUUUCUAUCAAUAGAGAAAAAUCCACUUGGAAGUUGGGAUGGAAUUUGCAACUUUUGACAAUUUUUUACUCGGGAAUGUUAAGUACGGGAGCAACAUUUUGUUUGCUUUCAUAUGUAAUUGCUCGUCGUGGCCCUACAUAUCCGUCGAUGUUCAACCCUCUUGCAAUUACAUUUACCAUGAUCAUUGAAUCUCUCUUCAUGGGUCAAGAAUUAUCUAUCGGAAGUUUAUUGGGAAUGGUUAUGAUUAUUGGAGGAUUAUAUGCAUUUCUUUGGGGAAAAGGAAAAGAAGCAGUGAAAGCAAGUGAAGAUAAAGAUGUAUGUCCAAAUAUAAAGAAGUCUUCAAUGGAAGAGCAAGUGAGUUCUGGUGAAACUAGAGUUUCAUCAUCUUCAAAUAUUGGUCCUCAGAGCAUUGUAUUGAAUGAAAUCAAAGCAAGCUCAUGA
Messenger RNA from Dioscorea cayenensis subsp. rotundata (Guinea yam), 1140 nucleotides. Its product is annotated as WAT1-related protein At1g43650-like. Gene Ontology annotation, cellular component: plasma membrane. The coding region runs from base 1 to 1140 and encodes 379 amino acids. The record is from RefSeq and is a predicted model, not a curated record. Gene Ontology annotation, molecular function: transmembrane transporter activity. The transcript is spliced from 7 exons. Lineage: Eukaryota; Viridiplantae; Streptophyta; Magnoliopsida; Dioscoreales; Dioscoreaceae.